Neurospora crassa OR74A is the source of this 1251-nucleotide messenger RNA. RefSeq lists its product as hypothetical. The record is from RefSeq and is a predicted model, not a curated record. Lineage: Eukaryota; Fungi; Ascomycota; Sordariomycetes; Sordariales; Sordariaceae. The transcript is spliced from 3 exons. The coding region runs from base 622 to 1251 and encodes 209 amino acids. Gene Ontology annotation, molecular function: acyltransferase activity, transferring groups other than amino-acyl groups.
GAAACAUCAGGUACACUACCAAAUUUCCAUUUGUGAACCUUGGAACAGACCUUGGACUCUCAAGGUUUCUAAAAUUCCAGGUUCUGGCAUUGACGCUGCGUCUCAAACAGGUAAAGUAGUUUGAGAUCUUGGCACUUUUCUUCUUCGUGUGUGAUCACUGUUCCUGAAUUUCUCAAACCACCAUCACCACCUCGGUCACUCAGUCUACUGCACCCCCAUCACCCUUCCACCCUUCCACCCACCCACACCACUCGCUUCAACCCUUUGGAAUUCGGAACGGGGAAGCGUGACUUUUUGGGUCUCUCCCGUCUGUCCGGUCAAGCUCCCGAUCUGGAUACAACCGCUAUCACCGUCUGCGCACACCGGGUAUAUUCCCUCCCCAGACCCGAGUACAGUUCUUCUCGCCCGCGACAUCCCCUUCUUGAGUCAGAACCAGACGGACGGCCAACUUGGUCCUUGUGGAUUUCGCCUCAACACAAGGAUAUGAUCUCGACAAAGAGCUGCUACAUCUCUGAAUCGCUACCAUAACGUAUCGUUACCAAACAUCACCAUCCUCAGCCAAGCGUAACCUCAACAUAUCUUCACUCUCAAUCUCAAUUUUUGAGUCAACCCACACUCAAAAUGGACCACCCAACGCUCCUCCCCACCUCUCCCUCAAUGACCUACGUCUUCUCCCCCGACCAACACGGCCACCUCGUCCCAUGGAUCGCCGCCCUGCACGCCUCGUGCAUGACCAUGGACCGGAUGAUCGGGCCCUUCUUGCCUCCUCUCGAAAACGGCAAGCUUCUGGGAUGGUGGAGGGAGCGAAUCGCCGAGUCCAACCAGGGCACGCGCGUCAUCGUCCUGCUCCUCCCCGAGACUCCUCCCGGCAGCAAGCCGGUGGGCAACGACCUACGAGGACUGGCAAUGCUCAAGCUAAGCGACACGGAGACGGGUUCGUUUAGGGGCAAGAUCGAUACCUUGUUGGUGAAUCAGAAAUAUCGGAGGCAGGGGGGCGCCAAGGCGUUGGUGGAUGCGUUGGAGUAUGAGGCUGCCAGGAGGGGGAGGACUUUGUUGCGUGUCAACACCGAAACAAACUCCCCCGCCGAAGCCGCCUUCAAAAAGUUUGGCUACAUCGAGUUUGGCCAAGUGCCCCAGUUCAGCAAAGCCGUCGUUCCUCAAGGCAGCCUCAAGAAGAGCGAAACGUUUUUCUACAAGGAUCUUCUCGCGUUUUCGCAGCCGCCAUCUGGUUCUUCUUCUAACUCGUCCUAG